Messenger RNA from Symbiodinium pilosum, 1197 nucleotides. NCBI's taxonomy places the organism in Eukaryota, Dinophyceae, Suessiales, Symbiodiniaceae. The record is from the annotation of a GenBank genome assembly.
AUGCCCUUAUAUAUCCUUAUAUGCACCUACGUGUCCCUAGUAGCUUUUUUUUGCCUAAGGCUGCUUGUCCACUGCGCCGCACAGCCUGAGCUGAAGAAAGACGAGGGCCCUGUUGGCCUCGUCCUCUGCCCCACACGAGAACUGGCUGUCCAGAUCGAGAAGGAGGUGUACAAGUUCAACAAACUGCUUGGCCUGAGAAGCACUACCUUUGCUGGGGGCUUGUCCAAGUACCAGCAGUUCAGGACCAUCAAAGGUGGUAGUGAAAUCGUCAUCGCCACCCCCGGGCGUCUCAUCGACAUCGUGAAGAUGAAAGGCUGCAACUUGCGGCGCACCACCUUUGUUGUCCUUGACGAAGCGGACCGAAUGUUGCAAAUGGGCUUUGAGGACCAAAUUCGGUCAAUCCUCCAAAACGUUCGACCAAAGCGGCAGACUUUGCUCUUCUCAGCCACGAUGCCCCCGCGCAUUGAGCGCCUGGCAGCCGAUUUCCUGGACCAGCCUGUGCGGAUAACAGUGGGCACUGCAGGGCAAGCAGCAGCCAAUGUCCAGCAAAAUGUUGAGGUCCUGGACAGCGACGACCAAAAAUUUGGGUGGCUCAAUGCCAGGGUGGACCAGAUGCUGGCAAAGGGACAAACUCUGGUGUUUGUGAAGUCCAAGCAGGCUGCACAGGAGCUCCAGCAGAAGUUUGCAGAUGUACAGAGGGAAGCUGCAAUACUUCACGGAGACCUGGAGCAGGACGAGCGCAUGAGGGUGAUAGAUGGGCUCCGCAAGCAGCGGCAGAGCCUUCUCAUUGCAACGGACGUAGCUGCACGCGGUCUGGACAUCACCACCAUCCGCACGGUGGUCUCCUUCGACGUUGCGCGCGAUAUCGAGACUCACACGCACCGCGUGGGGCGCACAGGCCGUGCCGGAGCCAAAGGCGAAGCCUUCGCCCUUCUGUGCCGAGAGGCCAAGAAGGGCAAGGGCGAAGCGAAUCAUCGAAAGAUGGCCGCCUUGAUUGUCGAGCACCUGGAGGAUGUGGGGCAGAAGGCGAGCACCGACCUUCUGGCUAUGGCCAUGGACUACCAGCCCUUCAAGGCCGCAAGAGCCGCGGGGAUGCGAUUCACCGGCGAAGGAAAGGGCCAAGGGCGGCCGGGUCAGAAAGACAACGGCGACACCCGAGAGCGCUCUCGCUCGCGGCCCACAGCUGCGGGUGAGUAG